This is a messenger RNA of Dioscorea cayenensis subsp. rotundata (Guinea yam), 789 nucleotides long. RefSeq lists its product as uncharacterized. NCBI's taxonomy places the organism in Eukaryota, Viridiplantae, Streptophyta, Magnoliopsida, Dioscoreales, Dioscoreaceae. Bases 74 to 601 code for a protein of 175 amino acids. The transcript is spliced from 3 exons. The record is from RefSeq and is a predicted model, not a curated record.
CUCUCUCUUUGUGAGAAUAAAGGAGGCUCCUUUCUCUACUUUUCCUCUCUUGAAGGUGGAGGAGAAGAGGAGGAUGGCAAUGGAGAAGGCUCUCACCAAGGUGGGGAGUUUCUGGAUCUCCAAGAAAGCCAAGGAGGAGAUCUACUCCAUUGGUGAAGACCUCUCCAGGUUCUCAAACACUGUUGAGGAGAAAGCAAAAUGGGUCUUUGAAAAGCUGAAAGGAAAACCACAAAAGGCAUUGCCCGAACUUCUCCGAGAAUACAACCUUCCUCCCGGCCUUUUCCCGAGGAACAUCAUCUGCUACGAGUUCGAUGAAACAAAAGGGAAGCUCGUCGUCCACCUUCCUUCGACAUGUGAGGUCAGCUUCAAAGAUUCAUCUGUGCUGCGGUACGCCGCCCGUGUCAAAGCAACUCUGUCGAGAGGGAAGCUAUCCAAUGUCGAAGGUAUGAAGACGAAACUCUUGGUUUGGGUGAAGGUGACCGGCGUUUCUGUCGAAAGCUACAAGUCAGACAAGGUUUGCUUCACCGCCGGAGUCAAGAAACUGAGGCCGAAGGAUGCUUAUGGAAUACCGCAUGAUUCGAUCAAGAUCGAUGAGUUUUGAGCUGCUGUUCUUAUUCCUUACUAUCUAGAUCUUCUUUACCAUUUGUUCUCAUGUCUCAUAUGAUGAUGAUAUUUGCAUUCAUAGAUAGCCAUGAAUGUUGCCGUUAAAUUUAAAACCUCUCGCAAAGCUAUUGCGUUUGUCCUUGAAUAUCAUUCUCUCUAUUUAUUCAUGAAUUAUUAUUAGUUCAA